This is a messenger RNA of Homarus americanus (American lobster), 3245 nucleotides long. Its product is annotated as spermatogenesis-associated protein 13-like. Gene Ontology annotation, biological process: intracellular signal transduction. The record is from RefSeq and is a predicted model, not a curated record. Gene Ontology annotation, molecular function: guanyl-nucleotide exchange factor activity; protein binding. Gene Ontology annotation, cellular component: cytoplasm. Lineage: Eukaryota; Metazoa; Arthropoda; Malacostraca; Decapoda; Nephropidae.
GCGAGUUUAGCUGAUGACGGCGGGAGCGGCCUCCGGGAGGUGAACCCUCGCGCUGUCCGUCGCGCCCAUAGUGAUGUUGGGGGGACGGGAGGCCGCAGUUGUCUUCACUAUUCCCGUCAGCUGUCCACCCCUCAGCCUAUUAAGAUCAGACCCGCCCACCGACUCCCACAACAUACUGCCUCUUUACACAGGUCUAAAAGCCUCAAAAGAAGCAAAGGGUCUUCUCACCUGCGUCGUUCAGUUAGUCAACCCCUAGAUUUGGACAGACCUUAUGAAACUCCAACUUCAACAUUACGGAAGUGUAGAAGUCCAACAAAUACCCAGAACAGACGGCAGCGAAGACCAUCAGCUGGGAAUAUCUUGAAUGAGGACACCACCACCUCAGAAGAUGAGAUUGGAAUAUCUGACUCUGAAGACUUUAGAACUGAUCUCAAGAGAAGUUUGGAAGAGGAUGAUGACAUGAUCGUAUAUGCAGAAGCUCUGUGGGACCAUGUAACACUUGACUCUGAAGAACUGGUAUUCAAAGCUGGUGACCUAAUAACAGUGAUAGACUCCAGUGAUAAAGACUGGUGGUGGGGGAGGAUAAGCCACCGAGCAGGAUGGUUUCCAGCUGCCUUUGUCCGAAUUCUAGUGAACCAAGAGGAUCACCAGGACUCCAGAAGUCUUGAUGACAUGAGGAUUUUGGGACCGGCAAGGAAACUCAGUGUCUCGGGGCUGUCUCACGAUCAGAUUCGGACUAAUGUAAUAAAUGAAAUCAUAUCCACGGAGCGAGAUUUUGUGAAACACUUACGGGAUGUUGUGAAGGGAUACCUACGGCAAGUUCGUAAGAGACCAGACAUGUUCAGCGAUGAACGGAUAUCCACUAUUUUUGGUAAUAUGGAGGCCCUGUACCAGUUCCAGAGCAAUUUCCUUAGAGAACUAGAAAUGUGCAUUGACUGGCAAGAUCCUCAUAAAUCUUGCAUUGGUGCUGCCUUCAUUCGUAAUAGAGAAAAGUUUGAAAUUUACAGUGAGUAUUGCAAUAAUCACCCAGCAGCAAUGUCAUCACUACAAGAACUUUACCAGGAUCAAAAAUAUAUCCAUUUCUUUGAGGCUUGCCGCCUUCUGCAAGAAAUGAUUGACAUUUCACUUGAUGGGUUCCUACUCACACCAGUUCAAAAAAUAUGCAAAUAUCCUCUCCAACUACAAGAACUGUUGAAAUAUACAAAGUCUGAGCAUCCUGAUCACACGAGUGUCCAAGGAGCAUUGGAGGCUAUGAGAGACGUGGCUCUUCUUGUCAAUGAGCGAAAAAGACGCAUGGAAUGUCUGGAGAAGAUUGCAUCCUGGCAGAUUACUGUUGAGGGUUGGGAGGGGUCGGAGCUCCUCGAGGAUAGCUCGCAGCUGAUUUACCAGGGAGAAGUAACUAAAGGAGUUGGCGGAUCUUGGCCUAAGGAAGUGACGCUUUUCCUCUUUGACCAUCAGCUUGUGUAUUGCAAGCGGGAUCUCCUAAAACGAAAUACCUUUGUGUACAGAGGGAGACUCAAUCUCGAUAUGUGUGAGAUUGUUGAUCUCCCUGAUGGGAAAGAUUCCAGUCUUAACAUCAGUGUUCACAAUGCAUGGAAAAUUCAUAGUCUUGAGAAGAAUAAAUGGUAUGUGUUUUCCAGCAAAAUUGUUAAUGAGAAACAGAAGUGGAUGGAGGCAUUCAGGAGAGAGCGUGAAUUAGUAGCUGCAGAUGAAAAUGCAGGAUUUGUAGUAGCAGAGAAAGCUAAGCAUCUUGCUAAAGUUGCUGCUCGUAACCAAAGGAACAGGCCAAAGAGACCUCGAACCACCAAAUCGCACAAGCGUGUACAGGCCAUGACUUACGCUCAGGCUGAACUUCUAGUCAAUGUUGAUCCUGAAAUCCGCUCCAAUAGCCUUCCCUCAGGUGUUCAGCCACCCGAGGGAAAGAAGAAAGGUCUAUGGUUCAGCUUUGGGGGCCACAAAAAAGGCAGAGGAUCUGGAAGAACUGUGACACAAAUUCAGCAUCAUCCAGUAUGAGAAUUAGCAUGGUUACUUAUUGUGAAGUCUCAUCGUGAGCUGAUACUCACCCUUAUCAGCUUUAUAUGAACCUAUUUAAACACUUGAAUAUUCCAGUCAAUACUAACAUAUGAAAGUGACUUUGCUUUUGUGUGUGUACAGUACAUGUUUUAUGGGUUUUAAGACUAUUCAAAAUGAUCGUGAUGUUAAUAAACAAUCCUGUAUGAUCAGUUCCGUAAGGUAUGACUAUUCCUUACAUUGUAACUCAGUGAAAGAUGUGCAAAAACUGAUUCCAGUUGUCAUUCAGCAUCAUAAAUGAUGCAUAAUCAACCAAAGCUGAAAUAUUUUUUCUUAAGUGAUUUUUCGUAUGCUUUUAUAGUAGUGAUCCCGUGGUUAAUUGGAGAAGUCUAGUCAUCUUCUAAAAGAUAUAUCAGCAGUCUGGAAUUUAAUUUGAUGAAUUAUGUGUGGAAAAAGGUUAAACUUUUCGAAUGAAUUUUGGCCAAUUUUGUACUAGCGGCAGUUACAAAACAAAGGUAAUGCUGCCUACAGGAUUAGGUAGCAAUGUGCAUCUCCAGAAUUGUUUUUCUUGGUGUUAAUAACUUUGAAUACCUUCAAGUAAUAAAUGGUCUUGUGUUGUCACGAGUUAGGUUUUUAUAAAGUGCCAUUUUUUUUUUAAUUCUUGUUAUAGAACUACUUGGUGUUAUGUAGAAAAAGUAAAAACCCUUCUUUUAAUGUUUGUACAACAGUAUUUCGUAAAAUAUGACCUCCAUGUUGAUAAUGAAGUCUAGUUUAUUCCAUAAUUAGUAUACUGUACUCAGGUUUUCUUUAUUGAAUAAUUAAUUAUUUGACAUUAAAGUAUAUUUGAGCCCCAGUUGUUUUCAUCCUAGUACAAAGUAAUUGUCAGUUACCUGUGCUUUUGGAAAGGUUUUUACUAUUCUUUUACCAUUGUCAUUGUGUUCAGCUGUUGACCUUAAUAAACUGUCACUAAAUGCAAUUAAUUAUUGCAUUUAUGCUAAGUCAAAUUUAGUUCACUGGACUUUUUAACUUAAAUUGAUGUGAUGUUUAACCAUGAUGAUAGUUCAGUGACUCUUUACCCCAAGACCUGCAAACUUGCAUGACCUUUCAUCAAUUUUAAUUUGUGUAUAUUAUUUAACCUUGUUUUUUUAAUUAUAUAUUAUAGUUUAUUGUGUACAGUGACAUGAAUAUAUGUAUUUGUUGUAAAAAAUGUACAUAGAACAAAAUAUUUCCUUGAA